CCGCCCGCCUCUGUCACUGGGAGACAGUCCACUUAAAUGCAGUUCCAGGGUUGCGGGACGCCCACCAGCAUCACUCCCCGUGCGAGGUGGCAAAUGCAACAUGCUCUCCAGCUUGGGGUGUCUACUUCUCUGUGGAAGUAUUGCACUAACCCUGGGAAAUGCACAGAAAUUGCCAAAAGGUAAAAGGCCAAGCCUGAAAGUCCACAUCAAUACCACAAGCGACUCUAUCCUCUUGAAGUUCCUACGUCCAAAUCCAAAUGUAAAACUAGAAGGUUUUCUCCUGGGAUAUGGCAGCAACUUGUCACCAAACCAGUACUUCCCUCUUCCAGCGGAAGGGAAAUUCACGGAGGCUGUGGUCGAUGCAGAGCCUAAAUAUCUGAUUGUUGUGCGGCCUGCUCCUCCUCCAAGUCGAAAGAAGUCAUGCUCAGGUAAAGCACGCUCUCGCAAACCUCUCCAGCUGGUGGUUGGCACUCUGACACCAAGCUCCGUAUUCCUAUCCUGGGGUUUCCUCAUUAACCCACACCAUGACUGGACAUUACCAAGUCACUGUCCCAAUGACAGAUACUAUACAAUUCGCUAUAGAGAAAAGGAUAAGGAAAAGAAAUGGGUUUUUCAACUCUGUCCGGCCACUGAGACAAUUGUGGAAAAUCUAAAACCCAACACAGUUUAUGAAUUCGGAGUGAAAGACAAUGGAGAAGGUGGAAUUUGGAGUAAGAUUUUCAAUCACAAGACUGUUGUUGGCAGUAAAAAAGUAAAUGGGAAAAUCCAAAGCACCUAUGACCAAGUCCACACAGUGCCAGCAUAUGUCCCAAGGAAGCUAAUCCCAAUAACCAUCAUCAAACAAGUGAUUCAGAAUGUUACUCACAGGGCUUCAACUAAAUCCCCAGAUAAGACUCCUGUUGGAGGAACAAUAUUAGUCCAUCUUAUUAUUCCAGGUCUUAAUGAAACCACUGUGAAACUUCCUACAUCCAUAAUGCUUGAGAUUUCGGAUGCAAUCAAGACACAGUUAGCUAAGAAUGAAACGUUGGCAUUACCUGCUGAAUCUAAAACACCAGAGGUAGACAAAAUCCCAGCACAGCCCGUAACAGUGACUGCUGAGUCAGUGCCAAGGACCACAAAACCCACUGUGUCUAGCGCAUUAGAAUUUUCAGAAAAAACACUGGCUUCGAGUGAAAAGCCAUGGAUUGUGCCUACAAGUAAAACAUCUGAAGAUUCCAAACUUCUCCCACCUCAAACUGCCGCUUACGAUGUUUUCUCAAGCCCUGCGACAUCAGAUGAGCCUGAAAUGUCAGAACCCCACACAGCAACAAGUGAUCCAUUUCUGGACUCUGUCCCACCUAAAACUUCUAGAACUCUUGAACAGCCAAGGGCAACACUGGCUCCAAGUGAAACACCAUUUGUCCCUCAAAAACUGGAAAUCUUUACCAGUCCUGCAAUGCCACCUACAACAUCUGCUGCCCAGCAAACUACAUCUAUCCCUUCUACACCUAAACGACGCGUCAGGCCCAAACCACCAAGAACCAAACCUGAAAGAACCACAAGUCCUGGAACAAUUACACCUAAAAUUCCUAAAAGCCCUGAACCUACAUGGACAACGCUGGCUCCCAGUAAAACACAAUUUAUUUCUUUGAAACCUAAAAUUCCUCUCACCCCAGAAGGGACACCCACCAAACCUGCUCCCAAGCAGACACCACGUGCUCCUCCCAAACCAAAAACAUCUCCACGUCCAAGAAUCCCACAAACACAGCCAGCCCGCAAGGUGUCCCAGCAUGUUACUUCAAAGCCAAAAGCAUUACCAAGUCCAGAAGUAUCAUAUACUCCACCAGUUCCAAGAGAUGUGCUCCUUCCCCCUAAACCAGACCCUGAAGUCUCUCAGAGCGAACCUGCUCCUUUAGAGACACGAGGCAGCCCUUUCAUACCCAUGAUUUCACCAAGUACUACUAGUGAAGAGGAACUGCAAGCCACUCUGGCAGAAACAGACCAAUCCACCCAAGGAUUCUUCACAACUAAGAUUCCGCUAACAACUGAAUUGGCUAAGACAACUCAGGCACCACACAGAUUGUAUACUACUCCUGUGAGGCCCAGAAUACCGGACAAAGCACACAUCAGACCCAGGGUCAAGCAAGCACCAAAGCCAUCAAGUGCUGGUAAAAAUGUGUCAGUGGACUCCACCCACUCCACCAAAAAACCAGGCACUCGCCGCCCACCCUUGCCACCUAGACCUGGGCCCCCACGAAGAAAACCUUUACCACCAAAUAAUGUCACUGGCAAGCCAGGAAGUGCAGGAAUCAUUUCAUCAGGCCAAGUAACUUCUCCACCCCUGAGGGCCACACUUAGGCCUACUGAAGCCCCUUCAGAAAGAACAGAGACAGAUGAAAAGCAACCAACAGCUCCUGCCUCAGGAGAAGAUCUUGGUAAUAUAACUGACUUUAGCUCAAGUCCAACAAGAGAAACUGAUCCUCUUGGGAAGCCCAGAUUCAAAGGUCCUCAUGUGCGAUACAUCCAAAAACCUGACAACAGACCCUGCUCCAUCACUGAUUCUGUCAAACGGUUCCCCAAAGAGGAUGCCACCGAGGGGAAUGCCACCAGCCCACCGCAGAACCCACCUACCAACCUCACUGUGGUCACUGUGGAAGGAUGUCCCUCAUUUGUCAUCCUGGACUGGGAUAAGCCACUAAAUGAUACCGUCACUGAAUAUGAAGUUAUAUCCAGAGAAAAUGGGUCAUUCAGUGGGAAGAACAAGUCCAUACAAAUUACAAAUCAAACCUUCUCCACAGUAGAAAAUCUAAAACCAGAUACAAGCUAUGAAUUCCAGGUGAAACCCAAAAACCCACUUGGAGAAGGCCCACCCAGCAACACAGUGGCAUUCAGUACUGAAUCAGCGGACCCAAGAGUGAGCGAGCCAGUUUCUGCAGGGAGAGAUGCCAUCUGGACUGAAAGACCCUUUAACUCAGACUCUUACUCAGAAUGUAACGGCAAACAGUAUGUCAAACGGACAUGGUAUAAAAAAUUUGUAGGGGUGCAGCUGUGCAACUCUCUCCGAUACAAGAUUUAUCUGAGUGACUCCCUCACAGGAAAAUUUUAUAACAUAGGCGAUCAGAGAGGCCAUGGAGAAGACCACUGCCAGUUUGUGGACUCGUUUUUAGAUGGACGCACAGGACAGCAAUUCAGUUCUGACCAGUUACCCACCAAAGAAGGCUAUUUCAGAGCAGUUCGUCAGGAACCUGUCCAAUUUGGAGAAAUAGGUGGUCACACCCAAAUCAAUUAUGUCCAGUGGUAUGAAUGUGGGACCACAAUUCCUGGAAAAUGGUAGAUGCUGCAAUCAGGAUCAAAAGUGCCUUCUGUUUAUCAUGGCAAAAAAAAUAAUUGGAAACACUAUAGUAUUUGUCACAUUCAUUUAAAGCUGUUAUGUUUACUAUGUAUUAAAGUUUAAUAGCCAUAGUAGAUGUUUAUUAGAAAUGUUGCUGAGAAUAUUUAUCAGGUUUUACAAAAUCAUUUUAAGAAAACAAGAUAUUGACAUUAACAGGAUAACAUUUUUAGGGAAGCUGGCUCCCUAUCCAUGGUAUUUUAAGAGAUCAUUUGUAUAUUAUUUAUCACUCUGUUGUAAUGAUGUUUUGAGAUACUUUUAUAACAAAUUUAACAUCAAAAACUAAUAUACUUUUAAAAAAAUAUUUUAUUAAAGUGUAUUCUUACUGGUGAGUUAAUUCCAUAAAUCUCAACUUGGUUUAACUUAUUAGAUCAAAUUAUCUGAGCAUUUGUAUCUGGGGGAAAAAAGGUCCUAAUAUUCAUGUUUAUAUAAACUUCAAAUUUUUAGCAAUAGCUAAAUAGCUUUCCCUGACGCCAUUUCAAUAGUUAACCAUUCAUGCCGAUACACAUUUCCUUAAAUCUUUGCAAAUUACUGAAAACUGUUAGAAU
Messenger RNA from Odobenus rosmarus divergens (Pacific walrus), 3915 nucleotides. RefSeq names its product ABI family, member 3 (NESH) binding protein (gene ABI3BP). The record is from RefSeq and is a predicted model, not a curated record. Gene Ontology annotation, biological process: positive regulation of cell-substrate adhesion; extracellular matrix organization. The transcript has 35 exons. Gene Ontology annotation, molecular function: protein binding. NCBI's taxonomy places the organism in Eukaryota, Metazoa, Chordata, Mammalia, Carnivora, Odobenidae. Bases 101 to 3313 code for a protein of 1070 amino acids.